AUGAAAUCAACGAACAAAUCCUUCUCCCCCAACUUCCACAACCGAUCGAAUAACGGAAACUCGUCGAGUCGAUUGGAUAGUCGGUAUUCUCGAAUGAAAUCUACAUCCCUGGUGGCCGAUGUCAUCCUGGCGAACAUCAACAGGCUGAGAAGCGGCAGAAGAAGGCACAAGUGGAGGGGGCACCGGAAGACGGAGGAGGACUCCAGGACGAUCGAUAUGUCUUCCGUCAUGAAGCAGAAUAAUCCGGAAGAAAAUUUAGGAGCAUCUUUGAUACAGGAGGUGGAUGAAGAGGGCUACACGGCUCUCCACUACGCUGCCCGCUACAACCAGAUUGACGUCAUGAAGCUGCUGGUCGAAAAUGGCGCUGAUGUGAACGUGAAACAGAAGCAGGAUGAAGUCUGUCCUCUGCAUCUCGCUUGCAGGUACAACGGGUACGAUGCGGUCAAGUUUCUACUUGAACAACAAGCCGAACUAAACAGUAAAGAUGUUAAAGGUAGAAGCCCACUUCAUUACGCCACCAGGAAAGGUCAUGCCCAGGUCAUCAAGAAAUUUCAGGAUUUGAUCCUGGUACUUCUCUGA
Helobdella robusta is the source of this 579-nucleotide messenger RNA. RefSeq lists its product as hypothetical. Bases 1 to 579 code for a protein of 192 amino acids. NCBI's taxonomy places the organism in Eukaryota, Metazoa, Annelida, Clitellata, Rhynchobdellida, Glossiphoniidae. The record is from RefSeq and is a predicted model, not a curated record. Gene Ontology annotation, molecular function: protein binding. The transcript is spliced from 6 exons.